Molecule: messenger RNA, 1296 nt
Organism: Puma concolor (puma)
Lineage: Eukaryota; Metazoa; Chordata; Mammalia; Carnivora; Felidae
Product: flavin-containing monooxygenase 3
Molecular function (GO): NADP binding; flavin adenine dinucleotide binding; N,N-dimethylaniline monooxygenase activity
Source: RefSeq, a predicted model, not a curated record
AUGGGAAAGAGAGUGGCCAUCAUUGGAGCUGGUGUCAGUGGCUUGGCCACCAUCAGAAGCUGUCUGGAAGAAGGACUGGAGCCCACCUGCUUUGAGAAGAGUGAAGAUAUUGGGGGCUUGUGGAAAUUCUCGGACCAUGCAGAGGAAGGCAGGGCCAGUAUUUACCAGUCUGUCUUUACCAACUCUUCCAAAGAGAUGAUGUGUUUCCCAGACUUCCCAUAUCCCGAUCACUUCCCUAACUUUAUGCACAACAACAAGAUCCAGGAAUAUAUCACUGUAUUUGCCAAGGAAAAGAACCUCCUGAAAUACAUACAAUUUAAGGUCAUCAUCAGUUCCAGAAGUGGCUCCUGGGUGAUAAGCCGGGUCUGGGAUGAUGGUUAUCCAUGGGACAUGGUGUUGGUCAAUCGAUUUGAAACCUUCCUCAAGAACAACUUGCCAAAAGCCAUCUCUGACUGGUGGUACAAGAAGAAAAUGAAUGCAAAAUUCAAGCACGAGAACUAUGGUUUGAUGCCUUUAAAUGGAACCCUGAGGAAAGAACCUGUGUUUAACGAUGAGCUCCCAGCCUGCAUUCUGUGUGGCACAGUGUCCAUUAAGCCUAAUGUCAAAGAAUUCACAGAGACUUCGGCCAUUUUUGAGGAUGGGACAGUGUUUGAAGCCAUCGACUGUGUCAUUUUUGCAACAGGCUAUGGUUAUGCCUACCCCUUCUUUGAUGAGUCUAUCAUUAAGAGCAGAAACAAUGAGAUCACCUUGUUUAAAGACAUUUUCCCUCCUUCACUGGAGAAGCCAACCCUGGGAAUAAUUGGUUUGGUCCAGUCCCUUGGGGCUGCCAUUCCCACAGUUGACCUGCAAGCUCGCUGGGCAGUAAAAGUAGUAAAAGGAACUUGCACUUUGCCUUCUAUAACAGACAUGAUGAAUGAUAUUGAUAAAAAAAUGAGGGAAAGGCUCAAAUGGUUUGGCACCAGCAACACCAUGCUGACAGAUUAUAUUAAUUAUAUGGAUGAGCUUGCCUCCUUCAUUGGGGCAAAGCCCAACAUCCCGUGGCUGUUUCUCACAGAUCCCAAAUUGGCUGUGGAGGUUUUCUUUGGCCCUUGCAGCCCAUACCAGUUUAGGCUGGUGGGCCCAGGGAAGUGGCCAGGAGCCAGGAAUGCCAUCCUGACCCAGUGGGACCGGGCCCUGAAACCCAUGAAGACAAGAGCGGUUGGAACCCCCCUGAAGCCUUGCUUGCUUUGCCGUUGGGUCAGGCUUCUUGCUCUUCCCAUUCUGGUUGUUGCUAUUUUCCUGGCUUGGAUCCAAUGA